Messenger RNA from Anneissia japonica, 4888 nucleotides. Its product is annotated as cytosolic 10-formyltetrahydrofolate dehydrogenase-like. Gene Ontology annotation, molecular function: formyltetrahydrofolate dehydrogenase activity; aldehyde dehydrogenase (NAD+) activity. Gene Ontology annotation, cellular component: cytoplasm. Gene Ontology annotation, biological process: one-carbon metabolic process; biosynthetic process; 10-formyltetrahydrofolate catabolic process. The transcript is spliced from 20 exons. The record is from RefSeq and is a predicted model, not a curated record. Bases 109 to 2838 code for a protein of 909 amino acids. Lineage: Eukaryota; Metazoa; Echinodermata; Crinoidea; Comatulida; Comatulidae.
AUAUGAAACCAGGGAGUAGUUGUCACUAUAACAACUCCCUGAUGAAACGUAGCAUAUUUCACGGAAAUAUUUUUGACGAACUAGCCAUGGCCAACGUGCUAGCAACGAAUGUUCCCAUUGGACCCAAAGGAAGGAGAGUCGUGGGCGUGGUGGUGUCAAAGGUUGCUGAUAUUUGCAUAUUGUUGUUACGUCUACCCUGGAUGGAUGGAAAGGUUGUGUGUUUGUGUGAACAAACUGCUCCAGACUUCAUUCAGUCUUUUGCAAAACGUACUCGCGUUUUUUUCUGAAAGUGAUUACUUCUUUUCAUUUAAAACACCAUUUUGUUGUAAACAGUGCAUGAUGGCUCAGAUGAGGGUAGCUAUUAUUGGACAAAGUCAGUUUGGUGAAGAAGUCUAUAAGUUGCUUAGAAGCAAGGGGCAUGAGGUUGUGGGUGUGUUUACAGUUCCUGAUGUAAAGGGGAAGGCAGAUCCUUUGGCAAUAUCUGCUGAGCAAGAUGGAGUCAAAGUUUUCAAAUAUCCUCGCUGGCGGGUUAAAGGUCAGCCAAUCACUGAGGUUGUGAAUGAGUAUAAAAGCUGCGGAGCAGAAAUAAAUGUGAUGCCAUUCUGUUCCCAAUUUAUUCCGAUGGAUGUGAUUGAUUUUCCUAAAAAUGGGUCGAUUAUCUAUCAUCCAUCCCUACUCCCUAGGCAUAGGGGAGCAUCUGCAAUCAAUUGGACAUUGAUGUGUGGGGACAAGAAAGCAGGUUUCACAGUGUUCUGGGCUGAUGAUGGCCUGGAUACCGGCCCAAUCUUACUACAGAAGGAGGUUGAUGUAGAUCCUAAUGAUACUGUAGACAGCUUGUAUAAUAGGUUUCUAUACCCUGAGGGAAUCAAAGCAAUGGGUGAAGCUGUAGACUUAAUAUCAGAGAAUAAAGCGCCAAGAAUCGUUCAACCAGAAGAGGGUGCUACAUAUGACAAACUAUGGAGGAAGAAAGAACUUGCUCAAAUUAAUUGGGACCAGCCAGUGGAAGUGCUUCAUAACUUCAUCCGUGGCAAUGACAAGCUACCGGGAGCCUGGACCACUAUAGAUGGGCAGCUGAGUGUGAAGACACUGAUUCUUGGGGAUGGCAGGAUGAUCAAAGCAGAGAUGUACGGCCAGGCACCCCAAGAACUUGAAAAACUUGAACUCACUGACGAAGAGCAACAAAUGGCAAGCAAAGUGAAGGAUAUGUGGAUUGGCAUUCUCUCGCAAUCUGAUAUUCAGAAUGAUACUGAUUUUUUCAAGAUGGGUGCAGGCUCAAUGGAUGUCGCCAGACUUGUUGAGGAGGUGAAGGAGAAGUGCGAUGUUGAAAUACAGAAUGAGGAUGUAUACAUGGCAACAACGUUAGAAGACUUCAUUCAGAUGAUGGUUAGAAAACACAGAGGGUUAGAUGUCAAGGAAUUCACCUAUGAUGCUGUUGAAAUGGAUGUUAACAAUAUGCAUUUAAAGUUUCCAAAUCAAUUAUUUAUCAACAAUGAGUUUGUUGAUUCUGAGAGUGGUGUCACUUUUGAAACAGUGAAUCCAGCUGAUGAGUCUGUGAUCUGUAAGGUGGCUAAAGCAAGUCCAGCUGAUUGCGACAGAGCAGUGGCCGCUGCAAAGGAAGCAUUUGAGGUCGGUGAAUGGGGCAAGAUGAGUGCCAGAGAAAGGGGAAAGCUUAUGUACAGGUUAGCUGAUUUAAUGGAGGAGCACAAAGCAGAGUUAGCAACAUUAGAAAGCAUAGAUUCAGGAGCAGUCUACACACUGGCCAUCAAGACACAUGUUGGAAUGUCUAUUGACACCUUCAGAUAUUUUGCAGGAUGGUGUGACAAAAUACAGGGUUCGACAAUACCAAUUAACCAUGCCCGACCAAAUCGCAACCUGACGUACACGAAGAGAGAACCUUUAGGAGUAUGUGGCAUUGUGGUACCAUGGAACUACCCAUUGAUGAUGUUAGCUUGGAAGAUGGCUGCCUGUAUUGCUGCUGGUAACACGGUUGUUUUAAAACCAGCCCAAGUCACACCUCUGACUGCUCUCAAGUUCUCUGAGCUGGUGGUUAAGGCUGGAUUCCCACCAGGUGUUAUCAAUAUCCUGCCUGGAUCAGGUUCUGUUGUUGGUCAGGCUUUGACAGAUCACCCAGAUAUCCGCAAAUUAGGUUUUACUGGAUCUACUCCAAUUGGCAAACAGAUCAUGAAAAGUUGUGCUGAGAGUAACUUGAAGAAAGUUUCUCUUGAACUUGGUGGUAAAUCUCCUUUGAUUGUGUUCUCUGAUUGCGAUCUGGAUCGUGCUGUGCGGCAAGGAUGUGGUGCUGUGUUCUUCAACAAGGGAGAGAAUUGCAUCGCUGCUGGAAGACUUUUUAUAGAAGACACCAUCCAUGAUGAAUACAUCAAAAGAGUUGUAGAAGAGGUGAAGAAGAUGAAGAUUGGUCAUCCUCUCGAUCGUUCCACGAGUCAUGGUCCACAAAACCAUCGAGCUCACCUUGAGAAACUUGUUGAAUAUUGUGAGAUCGGCAUCAAGGAGGGGGCCACUUUGGUGUAUGGGGGAAAGCAGGCAGAUAUGCAAGGUUUGUUACUGAUAAUUUUACACUGGCAUCAAGGAAAGGAGGGGAAGAGGAGCUACUUAAAAGAUAAUACUAACAAAAAAAUAAUAAUGGUAACAAUUGUGGAACAUUAUAAUGUUAUUACGAUAACAAAGUUGAUGCUCUAUAAAAGAAGGGUCAGGUAUUGCAUCAUUAAGACAGUUGCUGCACCAUUCGGAGGUUUCAAACAGUCUGGAUUUGGCAAGGAUCUCGGUGAAGAAGCUCUCCAUGAAUAUCUGCGGACAAAGACGGUGACAAUAGAGUAUUAGAUGUCCUGAAAUGUGUUGAACUCGAAAGUAAAGUAUUAGAGAUCAAGAACGAUAAAGUGCUGAAUUAUUGCCUACAAAUGCUGCUGUUUAACAUGUUUUGAACCAUUUUACAUAACUCUAUUAUUAUUUCAGUAUAGUUAGUUUUUUAUUAUAUAUAUUUUAUAUUGUUACUUUAAGACAAUUUUUAAUGACGAAAAUUAUAAUUAUAAUUCUUAAUUUUUACAUCAUUUUUUUUAAUUAACACUGGUAAUUACUGCAAAAAGUUAUCAUUAUACUUAGGUAUGGUUAGUACAGUAAUACAAAUUUUAUCUUGCAGCUGAAGGUUUUCCAUAAUUUUAAGAACAAUAAUAAUAAUAAUAAUAAUUAACUAACUAUUAUCCUAAAGAAAUAGGGGCUCUGUAUUACUGAGAUAACAGUACUAUUAAUAUUUGUUGCCUCAGUUACUUUUUUUAUUUUUUAUUGUGAGAGUUUAUUUUCAGGCUCUACUUAACUUGGAGGUCAAUAGCAGCGAUAAUCAGUUCACUACUUGUACUUGGUUACAAGUGAGUUCACUGCUGUGGUUGUUUUUCACUAUUCUAACUUAAACAGUAUACAUGAGAUGUCUAAUUCUUGUUAGGAUGCUUUAUCUAAAUUACUCUGAGCUAUAUUUAAAAUGGUUAUUUUCAUUUUGAAUGGCAUAUAAUUAAAAUAACUUCUUGUAUGUCUGAGUGGGACUUGUAAACCAAUUCCUGAUGUCAGCCCGCAUCUUGCAUGUACAUGUUUUAAAACUUUUAUCUGUUUAAUUGUAAAUCAAGUUAUAAACAACACUGUGUUAUAGAUAUCAUAUGCUUAAAUAAUAUAUUGAGAGUAGUUAUUUAUCACAACAACAUGUCAUUUUAAUUUCUGUUGAUUAUGAUUUUGAAGGGUCUUCCAAAAAUGUUUACCAAAGUUAUUUUAGAGAAAUUUAGAAUGUAAAAGAACAAUUUUGAUGGGAUACAUUUUUGAAUAAACCCCAAGUUUUAUUAUACACUUAGUAUUAUCUGGCACAUCACAAAACUAUUUUUACUACAUUAUUUUAAUAAUAAUGUAUGACUGUCUCACCCCUUGUAACAUUUCAGUGUGUACAGUCCCCCCCCCCCUCGUAACAUUUUGGUGUGUACAGCUUUUUUUGUUUUAGUGUUAAAGUGAGCUAUUUAUAAAGAUCAAGUUUUCUAACAUUUUAAAAACAUAAAAAAAUAUAUAUAUAAUAUAUUAAAGAGUGGUAAUUGUGGUUUGCAUAGUGUACUGUAAAAUAGUAUGCACAUGUGAUGCAUUAAUGAGGGUGCUUGUGUGCACUAAAAGAGCAGUUGCCAUAGCAAUUGUGCUUCUCCUUUGCAACCUUAAAGUUGGAGGUCCAAUCCCUCACUGUUCAUUUGGCUUGUGUCCUUGGGCAAGGCACUCAGUUGUCUCUGACCAACCAGGAGGACAAGUGGCUACCUGGUAGGCACAAAAUGUGCUGAUUACAGCUGCAACAUGGUGGAAUUCUCCCCAGGGAGCUGAGCAUAUGUUCCAUAUGGGUUUGAUCCAUUGACCAGGGGUAAUAAUGUGAAGCGCCUAGAGGCCUUGUUGGCAUGAAACGCUAGUAAGUCACAUAUAAUUACAGUGUAUGUGUACAUGCAUGACAAAGUAUGUGAUUUUUUAUUUUUUUAUUUAUGAACAUGAGAGAGCAUACUAGAAUGGUUGUAUGCUCAUUUGUGUUCAUAGACAUGAUGGUACUGGCUCAUGUACUUAUGCAUGCACAUGUAUGCGUGCACACACAGGAAUACAUGCUCAUUUGCUCAAAUGAAUACAUAUAUACAUGUGAGAAGAGGUCCAUGUUCGUGUGUACUGUACAUGUAUGUUUAAGUAUAUUGCAACUCAGUUAUAUUGAUGUGCCAUAUGUCUAUUCUGUGACACUUUUUUUGAAAUGCCUAAGAAUGUUAGAGAAAAACAAAUUAGUAUUUUUUAAUGAUUUACUGUAUCAUUAAAUCCAAUGGGCAUCGAAUAGAUUGAAAGAAUUGUGAUGCUGUAUUAAAAGUUAUUGAAUUAUUUC